Papilio polytes (common Mormon) is the source of this 1572-nucleotide messenger RNA. RefSeq lists its product as uncharacterized. Gene Ontology annotation, molecular function: zinc ion binding; metalloendopeptidase activity. The coding region runs from base 598 to 1572 and encodes 324 amino acids. Lineage: Eukaryota; Metazoa; Arthropoda; Insecta; Lepidoptera; Papilionidae. The transcript is spliced from 8 exons. Gene Ontology annotation, biological process: proteolysis. The record is from RefSeq and is a predicted model, not a curated record.
UGUAGUUUUAUAUUUUCCCGCAUUGUUGAGAGGUUUUUUAUUAUAUGUUCCUGGUUAAAAUAUAAUUAUGAAGUUUUCACAGGAGCAAACAAUCAGAAGCGCAAAUGACAUGUAUUUGAAUGUUCACUGAACCGGUCUUUAGUGAUGUGUUUCAAUGAGUAUUUUUUCCCUGAGUAAUAGUCGUGGGUAACCCAAUAAGAUCGAUCUGUAGAUCAGCUCACGGUCCUUAUAGCAGAUCAGUUCAAUUAAGGCAUGAUUUGAGUCAUCGGACAACUCUCGGCCCAGUUCACAUAGUUAUAGUGCUGAUAAUUUAGUUGUUGAGCCACGACUCAACGAUCGAAGACUGUAAGUUGAUCUGUUUAACCGACUCAGAGAUUUAUACGUCUACAGUAGGUUUUUUUCUUUAUAGACAUACAUUCUCAAGAUGAGAUUAUAACGACUUUAUCACAACUACAAAAUGAGAUCUGCGUUAAAUUCUUCUAUACACCAAAUAAUUAUACAGCAGACGAGAAAGAUAAGAUUCUUUUUAUAAAUAAUCCAGAUAAAAGAAAGAACUGUCCGCCGAGUAUAUACAAUUUCACCGGCAGUGUUAUAGAUAUGCCUAUAGGUUAUAAAUGUAUAAAUAGCAAGGAUAUCGCUAGAAUUGUAAUGGAAAUGCUACGAGCGAGCGUCGAACAAACGGUUUCGACAAUCAACAGCUACGAUUUGGUGAAGAAAUUCCAAGAACGUGAUGCAGAUUCGACCCAUCCAACACUUCUAACGCCGCCUGAUAGGAACUACAUAAAUGCACAUUACCACGUAGAAUGCGGAGCUCAAGCGCAACGUUCAGUCGCGUCUAGACGACUAGGGGAUACUUCGGACGCUUUGCGAUUAACUUCUGAUAACACGGAGUAUUAUAAAGACAAGAUAUGGCCUUUGGCAAUAGUUAUGUACGGUGUUGAUGAGAAAAUGCGUACUACACCAGAUUAUAACCUCCUCAAAUACGCAAUGACCACAAUCGAGUUAGGCAGUUGUGUUGUAUUUCAAGAGAUUGACACUAACGAUGCCGUUUUAAAACCUAAGAAUUAUCUCUGGUUCACAAACGAUGGAGAGGAAGUUCCUGUACUUGGGUUUAAAGAAGGAAAGCAGACUAUAAAUCUAGAAUCUAUGGUGCACGGAGCUCCGGGCCACGCCGCCCACGUGCUUGUGAACCUAAUGCGGGCUUUAGGCGUGCCGAUGAUGUCAAAUAGAUUCGACAGAGACAACUAUGUUACUAUAGAUUGGAGGAAAAUACAAAAAGGUAAAGAACAUCAUUUCGAGCGCGCCCCAGCUGCGGCUUGGGUCUCCACUCCAUACGAUUUCGACAGCGUGACGCACGCGCCCGCUAACUACAUGUGCGGUGACUGCGACCUCGGCGGGCAAAGUGUUAAACCGCUACAGGACCAUCUCUGGCAGAGGACAUUGUCUAUGGGUCACGUGACGCAACCCUCAGACGCCGAUAGCAGACUUUUAGAUUUAUUGUAUCGAGAUGAAUGUAGAGAGAGAAUAGUGUCGGAUAAUUUAGAGGUUAUGAAGAAAAAAACUGACCGAUAA